AUGCUGGCUUCCGCUGACCUGGCGGGAGCGUUAGCGGAUCUCGAUGACCGCGCUACAGUUCGAGGACGGGACGCCACGGUACUCGUCAUAGGAGAAGUUCGAGAUGAAGCCGGAGCGGGGGCGACAAAGCUCGCUCAAACUAUUAACGAAGGCAAUUCGAGCUUGCUCUCGGAUCUGAAUAACACGUUCGCAACAGUAGGUGAGCGCAUUGAUUUUCUACCGUUAUGGCUACGGUGA
Messenger RNA from Haemonchus placei, 237 nucleotides. The record is from the annotation of a GenBank genome assembly. Lineage: Eukaryota; Metazoa; Nematoda; Chromadorea; Rhabditida; Trichostrongylidae.